This is a messenger RNA of Frieseomelitta varia, 1335 nucleotides long. RefSeq names its product proline-rich protein 4-like. The transcript is spliced from 4 exons. NCBI's taxonomy places the organism in Eukaryota, Metazoa, Arthropoda, Insecta, Hymenoptera, Apidae. The record is from RefSeq and is a predicted model, not a curated record. The coding region runs from base 1 to 1326 and encodes 441 amino acids.
AUGGUUACAACCGCGAUACUGUCUCCACAGACGCAGUCCAUGACCAUGAAAGUUCUCUACGAUUAUUCAUCUGCGACUUUCCGCUUGGUACCCGGAAGAUCACGAGUACCUGAAUCUAGAAACACAGCGAUCUUGGUGAUACUCAUCGUGGCAACGUCGUCUGGAUAUCACGUCAAUUCGAAGCAAGAUUCGAUUUUUGAGAAAAGUUACAGAACUACGAAUACGCGACCGCAGACGUACUACAAGCAAGAAUGGAACGAUCAUGUUGCCAAAGAGAAAAGCUGCAGAGCCUUGGAAAAGAUGGAUCGGGGAUCAAGAUCGACGGAAUCCGUCGAAAGAAUGUACGAUCCGUACGACGAGUUCCUGGAGGACCAGCAAGCAGAAGCAGGGAGCCUCGAAGACAUCGUCGUCAACAGUGACUUCAAAGAAGCUCUAAACGGCAGAUAUUCCGUGUCGAAACCCGACAAGAUACCAGAGGACGGUCAAAUUCUAGGUCACGACGUGCACGAGGACGUGCACAAGAUGGUAACCGUGGUGAAGAAAGUGGCAGUUCCCUAUCCGGUCGAAAAACUGAUACGAUACCCUGUCGUGAAGAACAUACCGUACCCCGUUAAAGUCCCCGUAGCUCAACCUUACCCAGUCGAGAAGAAAGUACCGUACCCAGUAAAAGUCUUUGUCAAGGUUCCAGUAAAAAUUCCGAAACCGGUACCGGUGAUCAAGGAAGUCCCUUAUCCGGUCCAGGUGCCAGUCGAUCGCCCGGUGCCUGUCAAGGUUUACGUACCGGACCCGUACCCGAUCGAAAAGAAAGUUCAUUACCAGGUGAAGGUGCCUGUACCCGAACCGUUCCCUAUCGAACGAAAGAUUCCAGUAGCGGUGAAGGUACCAGUGCACGUGCCCCAACCGUACCCCGUGGAGAAGGUGGUGCAUUAUCCUCUAAAGAUUGAAGUCGAACAACCGAUACCGGUACCAGUGCCUAAACCAUAUCCCGUACCAGUUUCUAAACCCGUUCCUUACCCGGUUGACAAGCCAGUGCCUGUACCAGUGACAGUCAAGGUACCACGACCUGUGCCUGUGCCCGUUGAUAAGCCUGUCCCUGUCAAAGUGAAGAUCCCGGUGCCAGCACCGUAUCCUGUGGAAAAGGAGGUACCCUACACUGUUGAGAAACCAGUACCAGUACCGGUGAAGAUACCAGUUGACAGGCCUAUACCUGUACACGUGACGAAACCUGUCGCUUAUCCAAUCGAGAAGCUUGUUCCUUAUCCGAUCAAGGUACCCGUUGAAGUACCAGCUGAGGCAGAAGGGGCUCAUCAUCACGGUUGGAAGUAACGAAUAGGA